AUGGCUUCUUGGUUCCAGCGUGCGACGAGCUCUACGCAUGCGCAGUUUGCUGCUACGGCUAUUGUGUCGGGGGCUGUGGUUGCGGGCGCAAUUUUGGGAUACCAGCAUGUUAGGCGGGUCGAGAGGACGGAAGAUUUGAAAAGGAGUAUACCAGCGUUGGGCGCUGGUGAUGAGGGAAAGCUUACAGAUUGGGGGGCUGCGUCACCGCAACCUACUAUGAGCAAAGAGGACGAAAGAAGCGCUAUGCUUGCAGAAAGAGCGCAGAAGGGAGAUUAUGAUGAUGAACUCAUCCUCGAACAAUUGGCGCGAAAUCGAGUCUUUCUUACAGAUGCCGGACUGCAGAAGUUACGGUCAGCCUUCAUAAUUGUUGUGGGCUGUGGAGGUGUGGGAUCCCAUUGCACAGCUGCAUUGGCCCGUUCAGGUGUCUCUCGUAUCCGCCUCAUCGACUUUGACCAAGUUACUCUCUCCUCCUUGAACCGACAUGCUGUAGCGACUUUGGCAGAUGUAGGGACACCAAAAGUUACAUGCUUACGGAAACGACUACAACAAAUAACACCAUGGGUACAUUUUGAUCUCUGCAAUGAGCUGUUUGCACCCUCUGCAGCAGACAGAUUACUGGGACCUUGGGAAGGACGAAAGCCAGACUUCAUUAUUGAUGCCAUUGACAAUAUUGACAGCAAAGUAGCAUUGUUGGAUUAUUGCUACAAGAACAACCUUCCAGUUAUCUCGUCUAUGGGAGCUGGAUGCAAGUCGGAUCCUACAAGGAUAUUUAUUGGAGAUAUUUCUGCUAGCACAGACGAUCCACUCUCGAGGUCUACCCGCCGCCGCCUUCGCGCUCUGGGAAUUGCGUCUGGGAUUCCUGUCGUAUACUCAACCGAAAAGCCAGGUCCGGGCAAGGCUCAGCUUCUGCCACUGCCAGAGGAAGAAUUUCAGAAAGGCUCUGUUGGUGAUCUGGGUGUGUUACCUGAUUUCAGAGUUAGGAUAUUACCAGUUUUGGGUACAAUGCCGGCGGUCUUUGGCUAUGCGGUCGCGAACCACGUUAUCCUUAAGAUCUCGGGCUACCCAAGCGAGUAUUUACCAGCCAAGGGACGAGAGAAGAUGUACGAUGGUAUUUUGGCUCAGUUACAAGGCUCAGAAGAGAAGUUGGCACGAGCAACAACUCCAGGUGAAGAUGCACAGGGACUUAAGCUGGCGAUAAGCGCAAAUGAUGUUGGAUAUGUGGUGGAAGAGAUCUUCAGAGGAAAGAGUGCGAUUAGUGGCGUCUCGACUCGAUUGGCGUUAUGCAGAUGGCGGAAGCCGAGUGGAAGCACUAUUGAUCUGAGCGUGGAAGGACAAAAGACCAGUCGAGUACUGCUUAGAGACUUGGUGUGUAUGACAAAGGAAGAAGCAACCGUACAUGAGAGAGAAGUCAUCCAAGGAGGGAAGACGCCAGAAGCAUUGUAUAGUAAGGAGAUUGUGGACCUCGUUGAGGCGAGGAUUAACGAGGAAUUGGGGUACGAGAAGUACAGAUGA
Molecule: messenger RNA, 1512 nt
Organism: Mollisia scopiformis
Lineage: Eukaryota; Fungi; Ascomycota; Leotiomycetes; Helotiales; Mollisiaceae
Exons: 3
Coding region: 1-1512 (503 amino acids)
Biological process (GO): cyclic threonylcarbamoyladenosine biosynthetic process
Cellular component (GO): mitochondrial outer membrane
Molecular function (GO): tRNA threonylcarbamoyladenosine dehydratase activity; ubiquitin-like modifier activating enzyme activity
Source: RefSeq, a predicted model, not a curated record